AUGUGCUACAGCGCUGGAAUCAGCGCGUGCGAGAAGGGUGGGCAGUGGCAGCAGGCGCUGUCGCUACUGACACAGGCCAGAGGAUCUGUUUUGGAGCUGGAUGUCGUCAGCUACAGUGCGGUCAUCAGCGCGUGCGAGAAGGGCUGCCAGUGGCAGCAGGCGCUGUCGCUGCUCAGGGAGCUGUGCGCAGCGAGGCUGCAGCCCGACGUCGCCAGCUACAACGCCGCGAUCAGUGCGUGCGAGAAGGGUCGGCAGUGGGAGCAGGCGCUGUCCCUGCUGGGGGAGGCGGAGGCGAGGGUGGGUGCAAGCAUCUUCAGCUACAAUGCCGGCAUGAGCGCCUGCGAGAAGGGCGGGCAGUGGCAGCGCGCGCUGUCCAUCUUCGGGGACAUGCGGGAGGCGGAGGUGGAGCCGAACGUCAUGAGCUACAGUGCAGGGAUCAGCGCGUGUGAAAAGCGGAGCCAGUGGCAACAGGCAUUGGCGCUGUUCAGGGGAAUGUGUGAGGAUGUUCUGGAUCCUGAUGACAUCAGCUACUGUGCUGUUAUCAGCGCGUGCGACAGGGGCGGUCAGUGGCCACACGCGCUGUCGCUGCCCGGCGACCUCAGGAGCACGAGGUUUGAGCUGAAGGUCAUCAGACAGUGUCAGUCUUGGAGUCGGCGCCUUCGAGAAACACGAGGAGUGGAAGGCAGCCUUCUCUUUACUGUGGCGAUUGCGCGUUUCGAGGUUGUUCUGGAUUUUGACCUCCAGACGUCUCCAGAGGUCCACGGAGAUUCCUGGACGACCUCCCGAGGCUUCUGA
Molecule: messenger RNA, 795 nt
Organism: Prorocentrum cordatum
Lineage: Eukaryota; Dinophyceae; Prorocentrales; Prorocentraceae
Source: the annotation of a GenBank genome assembly